This is a messenger RNA of Trichoderma asperellum CBS 433.97, 1602 nucleotides long. RefSeq lists its product as uncharacterized. Lineage: Eukaryota; Fungi; Ascomycota; Sordariomycetes; Hypocreales; Hypocreaceae. The record is from RefSeq and is a predicted model, not a curated record.
CUCUCUUCUACUUUCAAUCCCUUCCCUUCUUUUCAUCAUCUUUUCAGAGUCUCAAGCAUCGCUGUGCGAUUGCCUCUGUUUUUAUUCUUCACCCACCUUCUUUUCUUCUUUUUGUAAAAGUAUUUUUUACACUCUUUUUUUUUGCUUUUAUACCAUUGUUUAAAAACACCACAACUGGCAAAAUUUCCGACAAGUGAAAAUGAAGUCGUCACUCGCAGCCUCCGUUCUCCUAGCUGUUGCAGCUGAAGCCCGCUUCGGCCAAGAACAGGGCAAUGGCGCUAUUUCUGCCAUUGGCGCAUUGACAAACUUGGGACAGCCUGGACAAGCUGCUACUCUGGCUGGAACCUCAAUUCAGUUCCUCCUUGCUGCCGCCAACCCCUGCGGAAAGCUCACCCAGGCCGAUCUUAUCUUGACCCAGCUUGGUACAAGUGAUGCUGCUGUUGCAGCUGCCCGUGGACUGGUUGCUGCUGAGCAAAACUUCAACCCCUUUGUUGUCAGCGUCCCUUCCAUCUGCGGUGAUCCUACACUGCCAAAGUCUGCCCAGCUCCGUGGAGUCGUCCCUCUGAUCGACCCUGCGGUGGUUGGCUCAGAUCUUGAAAACAAGAACGCCGCCGCCUCCAAGACUACGCCAUUCCCAGCUGAUGGCCUUAGUGUGGCCCAGGUCAUGAUCAAGCAGGGCUUUUCCAACUUCACCAUUGUGAACGCGGAUGGCUCUAAACAGCAAGCCUCGGGAGGAUCAGCCGCAGCCGCAGCACCCUCCAGCUCAAAGGCUGCCAACGAUGCGGCGGCAAAGACCACUGCUCUGGCUGCUACCGCAGUUCAGUCAGAAGGAUGCGGCAUCCCCACCACCAUGAUCACCAUCACCAGGACUGCCAUUGUUUCUCAGACUGCCGCAGCUUCCAAUGAUGCUGCGGCGUCCUCUGGAGCCGCAGCUUCUUCCGGCAACAACAACAACAACAACGCUCAAGCUGGCACUUGUACCGGCAGCGGCAGCACUCUGGCGUGCUCAUCUCCCUCCAAUGGCGCUCGUGCCGUCAAGAACGCUGUCACCGGUAACUUUGACGGAUUUGUGAAGUCCACUAUUGCAGGUCUUGAUUUCGGUCUCUGCGUGCCCACUAUGAAAUUUGAGGCUGGGCUCGAUGGACGCAAGGACACCGAGUUCACCUUCCAGGCUAUCGAUCCCCUCGUCAACAAAGGCCAGGAGGAGGCCCUCAACCCCAACAUCAUCACCAACCGAAUCCACGACCAGCUCACCAACGUCUGCGGAGCCAACGCCGCCGCCAAGUCCGCUGUUGCAGCUGCCCAGGCUAAGAUUUCUGCUCUGGGCACCAGGAACGCUGACACUGCCAACACCUGGAACUCUCUUCUUGGUUUCGCCAACACUAAUAUUAACCCCGACAACGCUCCUGUUGCCGGCCUUGUUGGACACACUUAAGAUGGAAAAAGACGGUGCCUACAUGGACUUACCACACUUGCUCUCAGCGGUUGUGGAAAAAUGUGUAUAACAGCUUAUUAUUCUUUGUAAAGUAGUUUUUCGAGAGAUGACCAAAAACAUUAAUAAAAAAUACAAUAAAGCCAAUAUGGUAUAAACGUCCAUUUACC